Messenger RNA from Neoarthrinium moseri, 1644 nucleotides. RefSeq lists its product as uncharacterized. The transcript has 2 exons. Gene Ontology annotation, biological process: transmembrane transport. The coding region runs from base 1 to 1644 and encodes 547 amino acids. Gene Ontology annotation, molecular function: transmembrane transporter activity. The record is from RefSeq and is a predicted model, not a curated record. Lineage: Eukaryota; Fungi; Ascomycota; Sordariomycetes; Amphisphaeriales; Apiosporaceae.
AUGUCGGAGCCACUAAGAAGCUCUGCUCCUGUCCAACAAGCGGCAGCAAACGCGAGUUCCCAGUCAACCAUCUCCGGCCACCCGCAAGAACAACUUCAGGUCGCCGAAACUGGCACAGAAGAUGAGAGCCUCUAUCCCAAGGGAGUCAGGCUAUGGACGUCUGUUGUGCCACUCUUCACCGUGAGUAUGCUGCAUGGCCUGGACCUGACCAUCCUGGCCGCCGUGGUGCCGACCAUUACCAAUCAUUUCAAGACGGUCGAGGAUAUUGGAUGGUAUUCGUCAUCCUACUCUGUCACGAUGGCCAGCUUCGGAUUUAUGUUUGGGCGGCUGUACACUCUUGUGUCCAAUAAGCGAUUGUACAUGAUAGCGCUGGGUAUCUUUGAGCUGGGAUCACUGCUUUGUACAGUGGCGCCGACCUCCUGGUUCUUCAUUCUGGGGAGGUGUCUCGCUGGCAUUGGGGCUGCGGGGAUACAAUCCGGCUCCCUCAUCAUCCUCACGCAGUGCUUUCCUAGGCAACAGAGACCGAUAUGGAGUUCACUUCUGGGCGCUACGCAGAUGCUUGGCAUCAUCAGUUCUCCAAUUAUCGGCGGUGCUCUCAUCGACCGGAUUAGCUGGCGUGGGUGCUUUGGCAUCAAUUUGCCCAUAGGCGCAGUUGCUGGUCUGCUCAUUGCCUUCGGCUACCAAGACAUCGUUGUCAAUCCUGACUCGCGACUCCCGUUGAAAGAAAAGCUGAACAAGUUCGACCUGUUGGGGACGGUGUUCCUAGUGCCCUCCGUCACCUGUCUUCUUCUGGCGCUGCAAUGGGGUGGGAUCCGUUUCGGUUGGGGCAACCCCCGGAUCAUAGUUCUUCUCGUGCUUUUUGCUUUACUCUUGGCGGCGUUCGCCUGGCGGCAGUAUCGGUUAGGGGAAGCUGCUAUACUACCACCACGCAUAUUGAGAAUGCGGUCAGUCCUAGCCGGGAGUUGGUACUCUGCAUGCGUCAACAGCACACUGGCCGUGACCGAGUAUUAUAUCACCAUCUUUUUCCAAGGAGUGAAAGGCUACACGGCCACUCAAUCGGGUCUCUUGCUUUUGCCAAUGCUUGUAGGCAUGGUCAUAGGAGGGCUAGUCGGUGGAGUGGGUACAAGUCGCAUUGGUUACUAUAACCCUUUCAUGAUUGCCACCACCGUACUAGCCCCAAUCGCUUCGGGUCUACUCACAACGGUGGAACUUGAUGAUCAGCCAACAAAGGUCAUGUGCUUCCUAGGCUUUCUGGGGGUAGCAGUAGGAUUUGGGCUGCAAUCUCCACUUGUAGCCCUCCAGACUAUUAUGAAACCAAAAGACCUGCCCCUGGGUAUUGCAUGCACGGCGUUCGGCUCUACCAUGGGCAAUGCUAUCUGGAUGGUUGUGUCAGCAGCCCUGUUCCAAAACCGGCUUAUUGCCGAGGUUAGUCAGUAUAGCCCGUCAACAAAUGCAACUCUGUUGGGAAGCGCUGGGCUUUCGGGGAUAAGAGAUACUGUAGGGAGCGAUCGACUGAGGGAUGUGCUUCUUGGAUACGACGAAGCUAUCACCCAGACCCUCUAUCUUCCUGUCGCUCUAUGCGUAGCAACAAUCCUGGGCUCUGCAUUUACGGAAUGGCACUCUGUGAAGAAGAAGCAAAGCUAG